AUGGCUGCCUUCAACCCCCCUUUGCGCGCAUCGUCCCGUACAGGUGGUGCCGAUGAUGCUGCUCGUCUCUGUGAGAAGGGGUGCCAGCGUCCAGCCUUUGCGGCCUACUCGACGUGCUGCACACAUUGCGAGGGCCCAGAAGGGCCUCAUGCCGGUGACUGUGCCAAGAAGGUGGAGCUCACUGGACGGCGGGUGAACACUCCUACGGUCAAGAACCUGGGCUCCAUGGUGAUCGUGCGCUGCAUCUCUGCAAAGCUUUUUCGUAGCUUCGACAAGUUUGGGCGGAUGGAUCCCUUCGCCGUUGUGGACUGGUUCUAUUCAGACGGCAACGUCGUAACCGUGGGGAGAACGAGGUCUGCAUGGGGGCAGCACAUGUCACCCAAGUGGGAGCACUGUUGCAAAGCAGUGCACUACAGUGGCUCGGGUGGAGGUGACAAGGUGCGCUUUCAAGUUCUCGAGGAAAACUUCGGGGGGCUGGGAAAACCCACAUUCUGCGGUGAGCAGACAGUUGACGUUGACAUGCUCGUGGCGGGAGCACGCAUGGUCGGCCCGGGCUUGAUGCGAAGUCAGCCCCAGCCUGUGGAGCUGUACAAGCGGGGGGAGAAGACAGAAUCCAUCCUGGUUCAGUUGGUCGUCCACCUGGAGAGCGCUGGCUCGCCGAUGCAGUCUGAGUUUACCUCGGCCGAAGAAAGCAAGUUCGAGUCGCCGGUCAAGCGGAUUGGAGUGUCCGGUGGGACAGCCCCCUUCUUUAGCUUGCUUCUCAAGGAACCGCAAGGCCAGCGCUUCGGUGACUACUGGAUUGGCAAAGACCUUUCCCGCGCUAUGGACGAGGUCCAGUUCUACGAGAAGUGCCUGAAACUGGGACGGAGUACGACCGGUGAGAUGCAGUCGCUCCUCCACUUCAUGUUCGAGUAUGCUGGUGUUCUAGACACCACUGCAGAGGGCGAAGAGGGUUCCGAGCUGCAGCUUCUGGUCUUAGAGAACCUGCGCCAUCGCCGCGCCGGUUUGCGGUUGUUGGACAUCAAGGUCGGCGAGAAGACUGCUGCUGCCAAUUGGAAGGGCAAGUCGCGGCUGGCGGCCCUUCGGCAAGGCCUCAUCGACGAGCAUACGAACUCCCAGGCGGAGGGAUUCCGACUCGAAGGUUUCGAUGGCCAGAACCCGGUGUUGAUCUCCAUGGACCCGCUCCUGGACUUCGGAGGUGAGGAGGGCCAUGGGAAAUCGACUCAGAAGAAGGCCCGGCGGAUCAUGCUGCAAAGACUGCCCGCCGCCGAGAUCUUCAUGCACUUUCUGGACAUGCACCACUAUGCAGAGCCUGGAGCUUCUGUGGUGCGCUGUGGAACCGAGCUGCUGGAGGUCGUCCUGUCGGAGAUUUGCAAACAGCUGGUGCAGCUGGCCAUGGCCUGCCGGAAGUGCGAGGCCCCUCAGCCGCUCGGCUCCGAGCACCGCCUUCUGAGGAAGUGGAUUGGCAGCUCUGUUGCGCUGGGCUUUGACGAUGCCUUCGUCGAAGAUCAAGCCCAUGUGGAUGGCCGUGGAUUUGGCACAGCUGAAGCGGCGCUGCGCAAGUCAGUACUGGUCAAGAUCUUCGACUGGGGCAGGUCCGAGCUGAACACGCUCCGCGAUCACCCGGAGCUUACGCCGGAAGAGCAGAAUGACAGGCUGUACUUUUGGCGACUCUACGUCGGAGGUAUCGACCGGCUGGCAUGGGAAGCCGUGCGGGCAUACCGACACCGCUUCGGCAACCCUCACGGAUGGCAGCGAGUGCAGCUGGCUGUCUACGACUUUGACUCCCUGACGGAAAGCGAUUUUAUGGGCCAGGUCACAGUCGAUUUGGUAGACAUGGCCGAGACGACCAUGCCGCUGCUUUCCGCUAAGCGGGAACCUGUGAUGGGCAAGGAUGGCAACGCGACCAUCACGUUUUCCAUCAGGUGGCAAAGGCACGAGCCAAGCUCCAGGCUCCAGGGGGCAUGGCAAGUUCGAGUCGUCUCAGCCAGCAACUUGCCCGUGUGCGAUGGCUUCUGGGCUUCCAUCUCCCCAGCUUCCUCUCGAGCGCUCGGAGGAUUUUCUGACCCAUUUGUACAUAUCACUGCGAUGAGUGAUGACCACGCUUAUCGCUUCAAGCAGAGUACCAGCAUCAAGGUCAAAAACCUGCACCCGGAAUGGAAUGAGACCUUCGAGCUUCCAGUCGCGCGUGCCGAGCAUGCCGCACCGGAGGUUAUCAUUGGCUCUCCCAAGGUCGUCGACUUCCCACCCGACCUUACCCUCCCUGCCGUGUGCUACACCGUGGAGGACAGCAAGGUCGAAACAGAAGCCAUGACUCUCUGGAGGAAGAUGCUGAACACUAUCUGUGGCCGGCAAUUCCACAGUUUCCUGGGCUCCGGAAUCUGGCUCUUCGACGACAGCACUGACCCUGCAAGCCGCGGGCAGGAGCUCACCGAGGAUAUGCUCCAGUCCCGCAAGGGGUACGCCUUGGUACAGGUUGCCAACCUCGGCCUCCUGUUGUCUCCUGAUGGCAGCCUGGAGCCCAUGACUGUGACAUCGCAGUACGUGCGAGAGCAGUUCGACAAGUGA
Messenger RNA from Symbiodinium necroappetens, 2568 nucleotides. NCBI's taxonomy places the organism in Eukaryota, Dinophyceae, Suessiales, Symbiodiniaceae. The record is from the annotation of a GenBank genome assembly.